Messenger RNA from Episyrphus balteatus (marmalade hoverfly), 2841 nucleotides. RefSeq names its product facilitated trehalose transporter Tret1-2 homolog. Gene Ontology annotation, cellular component: membrane. The coding region runs from base 1031 to 2620 and encodes 529 amino acids. NCBI's taxonomy places the organism in Eukaryota, Metazoa, Arthropoda, Insecta, Diptera, Syrphidae. The transcript has 5 exons. Gene Ontology annotation, molecular function: transmembrane transporter activity. Gene Ontology annotation, biological process: transmembrane transport. The record is from RefSeq and is a predicted model, not a curated record.
AAUUUUUUAUAUAUAAAAAAAAUAUUUAUAUAGUAUUUCAAAAGAACUGUAAAAUAUCCGGACGUGUGUUUUGAAAAAAAAAUCCUUCAAUAUUUCGUGAAAAAAAAACAAUAAAAUAAACUUAAAAAAACAUCAAACAAACAAGCAAAUAUUACGCAAGACAUUUGUAUAGUUUGCAAAUGCAGUUGCAGCUUGUUAACAAGCAAGCUAGCAUACAGCAAGUGCCUCAAAACCACUUAAGGCACGUUUGUCGUCGUCGUCUUUCGUCUAUUGCAUAUUGCAUGUGUCAUUUUGUUGAAUUUGCCAAUCAAUAAAGCUUACUCCACUUCAAUUGAAAGUGCCAUUCGGAUUGCAAGUCGCCGCUAGAACGUUACAACUAUACUCUUGGCUCUGUAGCCUAGCGAGUCGGCAGUUGUUAGUUAAGUUAACUUAAUAGCAGCAUAGUGUAUUGGCAAAUUAUUGUUUUGUGACACACUGCAGUGAUAGUUUGGUGUCUUUUGGUCUCCCGCUCUGCCGCUUCUAACGCUCUUGCCAAACAACGCCGCCGGCCGCCGGUGAUUUGUCCUUGAGAAUUCACACACAAAAAUAAAUUGUGCAAUUUUUUUUUUUUAUAUUUUUCUAUGAAUUUUGUGUUUCGUUAAGUUUUUUUUUUUGUUACAAAUCCUGUCAUUUUGAAUUUUAUUCUUAGAAAAUGUUGUUUUAAUGUUCUUUUUUUUUAUACACAAAAUAUAAUUAAAUCAUUAAUCUUUAGCACAAAAAUAAUUAUUGACAGUGUCUAUAUGUUUAUUUUUUUUUAAUUUGUAAUUCGUGAUAUGUAUUUUUGACACCAAUUUGGGGUCAAUAUAAGAAACAAAUUUGUGUUCGAGAGGGGAUUUACAAAUCUCUUAAUUAAUUGAUAAGUGGGUUUUUGAAUAUUGAUUUAUAAUCAAUUAAAUAACUGUGAGUUAGUGCGAGUGUGUAAGGUCAGAAAUAGAAAAAAAAAAGAAGUUUAAUUUUGAUAAAUUUAUUAUAUUGAUUGACAAAGAGAAAAAUGCCUUCAUAUCAUGAGGACGAACUUGAAGUAUUGCAAAAUGGUAAAUCAAAGCCUGAUAUAUGUGCGGGUAUUGGAUUACCCCCAACGAAGGUGGCGGCAAUGGUGACGAAAGAACAAGAAAAACCACUUGGUGAGAGGAGAAAAGCUGUACUUAGACAGACCCUAAUGGUGAUAUUUGCAAAUUCUGGAGUAAUUGGCUCUGGAUUAGCUGUUGCAAUGCCAGCUGUAACAUUAAAACAAUUUCAAGAUGAAAAUGAACCAAUCUACCUGAAUCCAUCUGAAGCAUCAUGGUAUGCUUCUAUAAAUACAAUGGCAUGUCCACUUGGUGGUAUGUUAGUUGGAUAUUUACUUGACAAAAUAGGCCGAAAGCGAACAAUGCUAAUAAAUAAUAUUAUUGGUAUUAUCGGAUGGGCGUUAAUAGCUGGUGCAUUCCAAAAAGAUAAAGAAUCCGCUUAUAUACAGAUUCUAAUAGGACGAUUUAUAAGUGGUGUUAUGAUUGGACUCUUUUGUUCUCCAACUGGUGUAUACGCAGCUGAAAUUACACUACCAAAAAUUCGAGGGAAACUUCUGCUGGGUACUGCUGUAGCGCUAUCACUAGGAAUAUUGUCUAUGUACACAAUAGGCUACUUUAUAAGGGAUAGUUGGAGGCUGAUAUCAACAAUUUGUCUGUGUUAUCAAAUACUCUGUUUUCUAAUGGUUAUUCCAAUGCCCGAAUCUCCUAGCUGGUUAAUGCAAAAGGGACGAGCUGAAGACUCAAGAAAAUCAUUAAAGUUUUUCCGAGGAAUUGACAAAAAUGACUUUACAACUUAUGAUGAAUUCGAAACAGAAUUCAGUCAAAUCAAAAAGACUUCCCAAAUUGCUGCCAACGAUGAAAAGCAAUCCCUACUCACAUCACUCAAAGAACCCGAAGUCUACAAACCAUUUCUGAUAAUGCUCGGAAUGUUUGCCUUCCAACAAUUCUCCGGAGUCGUUGUGGUUGUUGUCUAUGCUGUACAAAUUGCCGUCACAGCUGGUGUUCAAAUGGAUCCAUUGUUGUGCGCCAUUUUUGUUGGACUCGGCCGAAUCUGCACAACAUGCUGUUUAGGCUACAUUCUCGAGACCUGGGGUCGUCGACCAGCCGGAAUGGUAUCUGGAUCUGGAAUGGCCGCUUGCAUGUUACUCAUUGCCGCUAGUUCCUGGUUUCCUGUGAUUCUUCAACAUGCCCCAUUCUUACCCGCCGUUUGUAUUGUCUUACAAUUCAUGUUUAGCACAAUGGGUCUGUUGACGUUGCCAUUUUAUAUGAUUUCUGAAGUAUUCCCACAAAAAGUGAGAGGAGUUGCAUCGGGAAUGACCGUUUGCAUUGGCUUGAUUAUGUCAUUUUUAGUAUUGAAAAUCUACCCAACAAUGGUUGAUGCAUUGGGUAAUGAGAAUAUAUUUGCGUUUUAUGGAUGUGUGGCAUUGUUAGCAGUAUUUUAUAUUUAUUUUAUUUUGCCCGAAACUAAAGGCAAGAGUUUAUUAGAAAUUGAAGAGUAUUUUAAAACUGGGAAAUUUCCCACCGCCAAUCAGCCAAUUGAGAAUGAAAUGAAAGAAGUGUUUAUUAAGAAAUAAAUAAAAGUGAAUGUGAAUUAUAAAUAAGUGAAAUUGAAAAAUGUUCUCAAAUAAAAUAACAAAAAAAAAAAAAGAAAGAAAACAAAACCAAAAGACUGUAGUUAGAAUUUUCAAAAAAUUUAAAAAAAAUAAUAAAACAAAUAUUUUAUCUGUUUUUCUUGUGAUGAUUGUUAAACAAAAAUUUAAUUUUUUCUUAAAUUUAAAAUAAAUGUUAAAAAAUA